This is a messenger RNA of Cicer arietinum (chickpea), 1152 nucleotides long. Its product is annotated as DNA-directed RNA polymerase II subunit 4. The record is from RefSeq and is a predicted model, not a curated record. Gene Ontology annotation, biological process: DNA-templated transcription initiation. Gene Ontology annotation, molecular function: nucleotide binding. Gene Ontology annotation, cellular component: RNA polymerase complex. NCBI's taxonomy places the organism in Eukaryota, Viridiplantae, Streptophyta, Magnoliopsida, Fabales, Fabaceae.
UUUUUAUAUGGAAAUGAGACUAGGAUACAAUUUAAGGAUAUGGAUGGAUUUAUUUAUUAGAAAUUAAAUUUAUCAAACAUUUAGAAAAUAAAUAAAUUAAUUUAUCAAACAUUCAGUUAUAAGUCAUCCGCUUAUCAAUCUAAAAUUGGAUCUAACAGGAGUGCCAUUUUGCUUCUUUGUUUCGCUCAACGGAUCAGCUGUCAUUGGUUGUGUUAGAUACUCGAACGCGGUGGCGGCGGAAGGCGACUGUUCGAGACGGUAAUCACCUGAAAUCACCAGAGGACUGAAUCGUAAUCUUCUAAAAAAAUGUCUGGUGAAGAGGAAGAAAACGCCGCAGAACUCAAAAUCGGAGACGAGUUUUUGAAAGCAAAGUGCUUGAUGAACUGUGAAGUUUCGUUAAUUCUGGAUCACAAAUAUGAGCAGCUUCAGCAGUCGUCUGAUGAUCCCAUGAAUCAAGUUUCUCAGGUAUUUGAAAAGUCAUUGCAGUAUGUGAAGCGUUUCAGCCGCUAUAAAAAUCCUGAUGCUGUUAGACAAGUUCGAGAAAUCCUUGCUAGAUAUCAGUUGGCUGAGUUCGAGCUGUGCGUCCUAGGCAAUCUCUGCCCAGAAACUGUGGAGGAAGCUAUUGCUAUGGUUCCAUCUAUCAAGACAAGAGGACGAGCUCAGGAUGAUGAAGCAAUUGAGAAGAUGUUAAAUGACUUAUCAUUGAUUAAGAAAUUUGAAUAAUAGUUUUGUCUCUUGUAAAUCACAGGUUUUCCUACAAUGUAAUGUAAGUGGUACUAUAUAACAUAUCACUUGACUGCAAGCACACAUGUUUCGUGGUUAUUACAAAACUUGUCAUGGUAAUAUAGAUACUUUACCAUGACUUUUAUCGACUAGGAUUUGAUAGAGAUCCGUGAUGGUGUAUGAGACUGUCUGUGACAUGUUACAAAGAUGAUUAAUGUGAUUGGCGAGUUAAUAUGGUGGUAUGAGCAUUUUAAAGGUAAUGUAUUACACUCUUCAAUGGUCAGCUUCCCUUGAUAUGCAACAAUGCAUAUUGAAAGACUGUAAGGUAAUAGCCAAUCACAUUAAUCCAUCUCAUGUUUGAAUCCACUUAGUGAGCUGAUGACCACCACUUUCUUUGAUUAUUAAAAAAAUCCCACAAGUUCUUUGCUU